AUGAAGCCGUCAGGAGGAGCCGCGUCGCUGAGCAAGAGCCACUCGCUCUCCUCACACGAUGCGUCCGAGAAGUUUCAACAACCCCCGCAAAAUUCCUCCCGUGCCGUCCUCCAUCCCUCGAGAGUGAAGCAGUCCGGAGGAGCCGCGUCGCUCAGCAAAAGCCAUUCCAUCUCCUCGUUCAUCGUGCUAGAUGCUCCCUCCCUUCACAAUAGUCACAGUAAAUACAAGCACGAUCGCGGCCCGUCGUGGUCUCUCCUCGUUCUUGCCUGCGCGCUCACCGCGAUCGUGUCCAGUCUCGCGGGGUCCUACACUUCGUACGCGCUAACGAGGAAUUCGUUACAGUUGACGGAUAUUUCCGUUCCUGCUUACUCGUCUAACUCCUUCGACCCCACCGCUGGAGAGUCCACUGUCACUCCCCCUGCCGUCACGACCGCCGUCAAAACCGCCGGGGAAGCCGCCGUUGAAUCCGCCAUCACCCAUUCCAGCGAGGCCAGAAGAAAUCAAAGGGCAGAAGACGACGCGGUGCCGCUGUACUCGCCAAAAGCGUCCCUGUUAUCGCGCUACGCGGACCUCAUCGGUCCGAGCAGUCGCGGUCGCGGCGCCGGCGCUGGGAGCGGAAGUCGCGGCGGGAAUCACGAGGCUGACUGGAUCCGGCGUUUGGUUGAGUCAGCAAAAGUCAACGGCAGUUUUCCCGGUCAGCACAGACCGAGCGCGGUGCCACUCGCAGCCGUGAAUGACGGGCAGAAGCGGAACGAGUCAAUGGUUGUUCUUGUAACGGGGGCUGCCGGAUUCAUCGGGUCGCACCUCGCGCUUGCUCUUAAAAAGGAGGGUCACGGGGUGGUGGGUCUGGACAAUUUUAAUGACUACUAUGAUACGACCCUGAAGGAGGCGCGCGCGGCGCGGCUCUGGUCUGCAGGGAUUGAGAUUAUCCGAGGUGACUUAAAUAACGGCACGCUUCUGGACGCGCUGUUCGCUACAGUCACAUUCACCCACGUGGCGCAUAUGGCGGCACAAGCGGGAGUUCGGUACGCUUUGGAGAAUCCGAAAUCCUACGUGGACAGCAACGUCGCAGGGUUCGUGAAUCUGCUGGAGAGGUGUCGCAGGGUUCCUGUGCGACAGCCUGCGAUCGUCUGGGCGUCGUCCAGCAGCGUGUACGGGGUGAACCGCGAGGUUCCUUUUUCGGAGUCGCACAGGACUGAGCGACCGGCGAGCCUGUACGCUGCGACGAAGCUGGCUGGCGAAGCGAUCGCACACUCGUAUAAUCACAUCCACGGAUUGUCACUAACAGCGUUGAGAUUCUUCACGGUAUACGGGCCAUGGGGACGACCCGAUAUGGCGUAUUUCUUUUUUACGAAGAAUAUAUUGGAAAAGAAGGCGAUUGAAGUGUACAUGGGAGCCAAUGGGACCCUUGUUUCUAGGGACUUCACCUAUAUAGAUGACGUCAUCAAAGGCUGUGUCAGCGCCCUCAAAACAGCUACACCCAGCACGGGCGUCCAAGGCAAGAAGACAGGUCCGGCGCAGCUUCGGGUGUUGAACCUUGGGAAUACGCAGCCGGUUUCCGUGCCUCAGCUAGUUGACUAUCUACAGUUACAUCUGAAGGCGAAGGCGUUGAAGCGGACAGUGCAGCUGCCUCACAAUGGGGAUGUGCCUUUCACGCAUGCAAAUGUGUCACGAGCCGAGCAUGAGCUAGGGUAUCACCCUACAGUAAGACUCAAGGAUGGUCUACAAAAAUUUGUAGAAUGGUACUUGAGAUUUUAUGGGAGAGGUGGUAAGAAGCAGGUGGAAGGGGAGAAGUUGCAAGGAAGAGGUGGGGCAGGGUCAAAAGGGAAAGGGCAGUUUGGCUUAGAUAAAGCAUCAUUAUAG
Molecule: messenger RNA, 1863 nt
Organism: Closterium sp. Yama58-4
Lineage: Eukaryota; Viridiplantae; Streptophyta; Zygnematophyceae; Desmidiales; Closteriaceae
Source: the annotation of a GenBank genome assembly